UCUUCAUUCUCGAAUAAAUUUAAAUUGAGGCAAAGGGCAUUUAAUACACGAAACAAGAGCAUUUAAAUAGUAAUUAAUACAAAUUUCGUUGUUACAUGCAAUAUAUAACAAACGACCACCGCCAUCAGCAACGACAACAAUAGCAACAACAGCAGGAGAAAUAAGGAGUCGACGUUGAAAACUGUUCACUUAUGUGUGAUUAAUUAGCAAGAUUCCCAAAUAAUCCUUUAUUAUUCAUAAUUCCAUGAUGAUUAAACAGUAAGGUAAAUUGACGCUUGAAGAAUUAAAUGUUGAGGUUGGAUCCGGAAGUGAUGUCAUCAGUCUGUGAUGGUGGUUUAAGCUGUUUUCUAUUCCUGACCGCCGCACUGACAGACUUGUGACUUAUUUUCUGAUUAUAUAUACUCACAUUCGUACUCAAUACAAUCAACAUGAAUGUCGUUCAGGCUGUAAAACAAUAUAUUUCAAAAAUGAUUGAAGAAAGUGGUCCAGGAAUGAAAGUGUUGUUAAUGGACAAGGAAACGACACCAAUUGUGAGUAUGGUUUUUGCCCAAUCUGAGAUUUUACAAAAGGAAGUCUAUUUAUUUGAACGCAUUGACGCCUCUUCCAGAGAAACUAUGAAACACCUGAAAUGCAUUUGUUUUCUACGACCAACUAAAGAAAAUGUCCAGCAACUUUCCCAAGAACUACAUCUCCCCAAAUAUGGUUUAUAUUAUAUUUAUUUCAGCAAUGUAAUCAGUAAGCAGGAUGUGAAAGUCUUAGCAGAAGCCGAUGAUCAUGAAGUUGUUCGUGAAGUGCAGGAAUUUUAUGGCGAUUAUAUUGCUGUGAAUCCACAUCUAUUUUCUCUAAACAUUGUAGGAUGUUGUCAGGGUUGCACAACAUGGUUACCGAAAUCCCUUUCCAGAACUGUGCAAGGUUUGACUUCAGUGCUUCUUUCUCUAAAGAAAUGUCCAAUGAUUCGUUAUCAAAACUCAUCAGAAAUGGCUCGGAGGUUAGCUGAAAAUGUGCGGCAAGUCAUCAAUAAGGAAGCAGCUUUGUUUGAAUUCCGAAAGACAGACAUAACUCCACUGCUUCUUAUUUUGGAUCGACGAGAUGAUGCUGUGACACCGCUUUUGAAUCAAUGGACCUAUCAGGCAAUGGUUCAUGAAUUACUUUCCAUCAACAACAACAGAAUUAAUCUGUCGAGUGUACCUGGAAUUUCACGUGACCUCCAAGAAGUAGUCCUUUCUGCUGAGCAUGAUGAAUUUUACGCUAAUAAUUUGUACAUGAACUUUGGAGAAAUUGGCAACAACAUAAAACAACUUAUGGAAGAAUUUCAAAAGAAGUCUAAAGGCCAUGCUAAAGUGGAAUCAAUUGCAGAUAUGAAAGCUUUUGUUGAGAAUUACCCCCAGUUUAAGAAGAUGUCCGGAACAGUUUCCAAACAUGUUACUGUUGUAGGUGAACUGUCUCGUCUUGUUGGUCAGCAUAACUUACUGGAAGUUUCUGAAUGUGAACAAGAGCUGGCUUGUCAGAAUGAUCAUUCAGCUUCUUUACAGAAAGUUAAGAACCUGUUAAAUAAGGAAAAAAUCCGUGAUGUCGACAUGUUACGUCUUGUUAUGAUCUAUGCACUACGCUAUGAGAAACACAGCAGCAAUGAGAUUUCAGGACUUGUAGAUAUACUCCGGAAGAAGGGACUCAAUGAAAAACUACGUUCAAAGGUGCAAGCACUCCUUGAUUAUGGAGGGAGCCAAGCACGAGGAACAGAUCUGUUUGAGAAUGAAGAUCCUGUUGCAAUAACAAAGCGUUUCCUGAAAGGAUUAAAGGGUGUUGAAAAUGUCUACACACAGCACAAACCUCUGUUACAUUCCAUAUUAGAUCAACUAACAAAGGGCAAGCUGAAGGAAUCCAGUUAUCCUUAUUUAGGGACUGGGCAAUUGAAAGAUCGUCCACAAGACAUUAUAGUAUUUAUGAUUGGUGGAACAACAUAUGAAGAGGCUCUAACUGUGCACUGCAUUAACAGAUCUGUAACUGGUGUGCGUAUUGUUAUCGGUGGUACAGCUGUACAUAAUUCGAAAAGUUUUUUGGAAGAAGUAUCUCAAGCUGUUCAAGGACAAACACCGACACGUUAUAGCAACCAUCCACGGUGGUAAAAAAAUAUCUAAUAAAUUUCAAAAUUAAAAAGUCUUUUAUCCAUUGCUCUAAUUUAAGUGUUGUGUAAGAAAUUCUUUAUUAUGCAAAUUGAAAAAAAAAAAAAAUAAAAACUAAUGAACCAC
Molecule: messenger RNA, 2249 nt
Organism: Octopus sinensis (East Asian common octopus)
Lineage: Eukaryota; Metazoa; Mollusca; Cephalopoda; Octopoda; Octopodidae
Product: vacuolar protein sorting-associated protein 45
Exons: 14
Coding region: 429-2126 (565 amino acids)
Biological process (GO): intracellular protein transport; vesicle-mediated transport
Cellular component (GO): Golgi membrane
Source: RefSeq, a predicted model, not a curated record